AUGGCUGAUCCUAGCUGAGAGCAGAGAGUAGGCACAAGGCAGAAGUCCUCUAAGACUUGACUAACGGUUUUUGGCCAGACUAUGAUUUGGAGGGAGUCAGGUCUCAGAGUAUUUGGCUGAAUUGUAUAAAACCUUACAGUGAUACUGGGUGCACUGGAUUGAGGUGAACAUGAUGACCUUGGCAGAGCACAUCAUUGAAGCCACACCUGAUCGAAUCAAGCAGGAGAGUUUUGUGCCCACGGAGCCCUCGGCGUUGGAAAGAGCAGACACUGUAGCCAUCAGCAGUACCAUGAGCUGGCUGGCCAGGUACCUAGCCGAUGUCGAUCGUCUGCCGAGCGCCACCCAGAUCAGAAGUGCAUAUAACGAGCCUCUAACCCCUUCUUCUAAUACCAGCUUGAGCCCUGUUGGCUCCCCAGUCGGUGAAAUAGCUUUUGAGAAACCCAGCCUUCCCUCAGCAGCAGAUUGGUCGGAAUUCCUGAGCGCAUCUACCAGUGAAAAGGUCGAGAAUGAAUUUGCUCAGCUGACUCUGUCUGAUCACGAGCAAAGGGAACUCUAUGAAGCUGCCAGGCUUGUCCAGACAGCUUUCCGGAAAUACAAGGGCCGACCCUUGCGGGAGCAGCAGGAAGUGGCCGCCGCUGUCAUUCAGCGUUGUUACAGGAAAUAUAAACAGCUGACAUGGAUAGCCUUGAAGUAUGCACUUUAUAAAAAGAUGACACAGGCUGCCAUCCUAAUCCAGAGUAAAUUCCGAAGUUACUACGAACAAAAAAAAUUUCAGCAGAGCCGGCGUGCUGCUGUGCUGAUCCAGAAGUAUUACCGGAGUUAUAAGAAGUGUGGCAAGAGACGGCAGGCUCGCCGAACAGCCGUCAUCGUACAGCAGAAACUCAGGAGCAGUUUGCUAACCAAAAAGCAGGACCAAGCUGCUCGAAAAAUAAUGAGGUUCCUGCGCCGCUGCCGCCACAGCCCCCUGGUGGACCAUAGGCUGUACAAAAGGAGUGAAAGAGUUGAGAAAGGCCAAGGAACUUGAAGACAUACAGCAGCAUCCCUUAGCAAUGUGACAUUGCUUUUCAGACUGUUUUCAUUUCUGUUUUUAGCAGAGACAGCAACGACACGCACACGCACGCACACACACGCACACACACAAUCCCUCUGCAGUUUUGGGGAGAUCAGCUGCAGGAUUUUAACAGGAAUGUGUUGGUCAUUGCAUCUGCACUUUCAUGGACAACUUUUAAUUUGAUCAGCAAGACAUCUUGGAACUCAAUCUUCUGUUGGAUCAUGGGAAAACAAGACACCACGAGGAAUUGGAAGAGGCUUCCUCUUCUUAGGAAGAAGCCAGUUUCCUUCUCAUAUAGGGCUGUAUUCAAACAUCGUGUGGAACUGUACAAAUAUUUAUACCAAAAAUAUAGACAAGCAAAGGUGGGGAUGCACUAGCAACAAAAGAGAAUGCUGCUCCUGCACCUGUCAGUUACUUCCAAGAAGCUGAAUCUUUGGGAUUGAUUCUCAGUGGAGGGCUUAGAUCAUACAAAUCUUUAUUGGGUCCGUGUGUUCUCAUUUCCUUCACUGAUCUUAUUUUAUUUUAAUUUGUGUUUGUUUUAAUCUCUACAGCACACUUAAUGCAACUUUUAAAAUCUGCAGGUUUUUAAUGUCUUGUGGAAAUUUGCAGAGGGGCGGGUGUGUGGUAAACGGGUAAUGCAUGGGAACUAAUGAGAAACAGCUUACAGAGUUUAAAUUUAUUUUCUUGUCCCCACCACCUCCCAAGAACCUGCGAGUAUAGUGAUCAUCUUGUCCCUUUUGUCAUGCUCAGCACUUUAAUUUUUGGGCCUUACUUUCAUGUGCAAUGAGAUUUACUUAGAGAAUUGGUACAGCAUGGAGCCUUUUUUAGUAACCUUGGAAACUGUAGUCAUUCUAAGGAAUCAUAAACCUUGCCUGGACAUUUGCCACCUAAAAGAUCAGUGUGGUGCUGCGUUCUGGCCAGUAAAUUCCAUAUUUUUGGCUAUAAUCUCAUCCAAACUGAGCAGUUUCUGUGUAUAUAUAAAAGGUAGAAACGGAAAGUGAGAAAAUAUUUGAAAGGGAUUAUAUUAAUUGCUAAAUAUUUUAUUCACAAAGGUCAAUAACAUGGCAAGAUAAAAUUAUUUGUAUAGUUUUGUCUGAACGAGCGAGAAAAAAUGUGGAUGUAUUGUUUGUAUAUAUUGUAUAUAUUAAAACAAAGAGAUAUGUGCAUGAAAUCAAGAAAAAAGAAAUGAACAAAAGCAAAGCAUUAGUGGCUAUGGUCUGUAAAAUGAAACAAAAAAAACUUUAUUUCACUAUAAGAGUACUUUAUUUUAAAUGUUCUUUAGAAGAACAUUUUGCUAAAGCAUGACUAAACUGCAAAAAACAAAAAACAAAAAAAAGAGCUACUGUAUUUAGACUUAGGAUAAAAGGCAGAGUAACAUUACUUAAAAAAAAAAAAAAGGAUAUGUUUACAUUUAAUUUUGGCUACCAGGAGUUUAUUUUAUUUAAUUUAAAAUUUUUUUGCCAACGGUGCCAAGUAAUGUGAAUGCUAAUAUUGCUUAAGAAAAUUAAGUUACUUUUGCUAAACAGAUAAUCAUAAGAUGAAUCUGUGUAUAGCUUAACACCAUCCACUCACUCCAACAAAGAACACUUAGAACGAUCAAAACCUGACAAAAGAAAUAGUAUGAAAAGUAGGAAAACGUCUCACGUUUUUCAUAUCUCCUGCUGGAAAUCAGAAAAUAUAUCAAAAAUUGCACAAAAGUAACUAAAAAUUUAAAAGAUGCAAACUGGUCUCGUAGGGUUGUCCUGGUCUAUUACUCUUUCCAUACAAUGAGGAGCCAAAGAAAUCUGAUGCUUUUAAAAAUUAAACUACUAACGUUAAAUUGAGAGAAUAAAGUUCGCAUUUGCUGAUGCCAGUUUAAAAUUCCCAGGUAAAGUUUCAGGAUCAGUUGGUGUAAAGCUGAGAUAACAGUUUUGUUUUGUUUUUUUCUUGGUUCUGGCUGCCAACUGUAAGUUAAAGCUCAAGGCUCGUUGUGAAGCCUAAAAAUAUUCACAAAUAAGCUUUUAAACUGGUGUCUUUAGAAGGAAGGUAGAUACAAAAAGAUUGUGGUAAAAACUGGGGUCAGUGCUCUUGGUGCCUUUUCUAUAAUUGUACUUGUUUUUUAAUUACUUCCUUUCACUGCCAACCUCGGAUUACUGUACAGUAUAUGUCUUACCGCUUGUGAUCAGCUUUGACAAGUGACGGCCCCACAACCAGUAGCCACCUGUACAUUUGUAAACUGACCUGGCUCGAUUUUGUUUUUAAAUGUGUGGGUUAUUUUGCAGCUGUUGCCCUCCCCACCCUGAAAUGCCUAUUAUUUUACCCAAUUUGACCUGUAGGAGGACACUGAGUAAUUUACAAACACACAAAUGUAUGGUAAAUGGGAAUAGGAAGGUGAAAGCCAGCUCUUUCAGGAUAUCCCAUAUUAGUACUGAAUUUAGAUACGUUUAUUCCAUUUAUUAUGGUACAAAUAACUGAUCUUUUGACAAGAGUAAUGACCUCAGUGGAUUUGCGUUAACCCUCACAUUAAGUUACUCAUUUUUUUUUUUUUAAUGUCUCCCAUGCUACAUUAUUAGCCAAGUAAGUUAGAAACUUCUGGAAGAUAAAGACUUAACAUAGAAUUAGGAGGGUUCUUACGGAGAGGAUAGGAAGUAGGUUCAGAACCUACCGGUGUAGCCUGCCAGUACAACUAAAUCCUAGGUGAGGUACGAAUGCACUUCCACUGAAACGACGCCUUUCUGACCGCUUUUCCUUGGUUGUGAAUCUUAAUUUUGAAUAUAAGACGAUAGGUAAGCGCAGCUUUCUUGGAUAAUCUGAAUUCCCAAGUGCCAGGAGUAGGACUUCAUUAUAAAAUUAAUAGCUAAUCUUAUUCUGUCUCCUGAGGAUUUAAUUGCUAUUCUUGUUACCCAUUUGAAAUCAGCUGUACUGUGUGAACGAAAUAAAGACAAUAACUCGGACCCCUCUCUGGCUGCACGGUCGCUUAUGGCAGUUCCACACAGUAGUUGGCGCCCAAUGGGGGGUCCCUGAGACUUGCAUGUAAAACUAGUCUAGAUGUCUUCUUUUUUGUAAGUUUUAUUUUUGUAAUUGUGCAUGUGAAGCAUCAUUGAAUCAAUGGAUCUGUUGAAGAACUCAGCUGCUGGAAACCAUGCAAAAUGUUUUGAAUUGCCCUUAAAAUAUGGAAAAUGUUUUCUGAAUGCUUUAUAUUCUUUCUGCUGUAAAUUAAAAAUGAAGAAAAUUUCCCCAUA
Molecule: messenger RNA, 4272 nt
Organism: Leptonychotes weddellii (Weddell seal)
Lineage: Eukaryota; Metazoa; Chordata; Mammalia; Carnivora; Phocidae
Source: RefSeq, a predicted model, not a curated record